This is a messenger RNA of Porites lobata, 7404 nucleotides long. The record is from the annotation of a GenBank genome assembly. Lineage: Eukaryota; Metazoa; Cnidaria; Anthozoa; Scleractinia; Poritidae.
AUGAUACGAAGAAGACGAUUCAAGUUUCAACUGGGAUUCGCAGCUCUUUUAGUGCUCUGCUUUUUCAGUUGGCUCCGAGAGGCAAUCAGUGAGACUACAGAAAAACCUAUCGAAGUAGUUGAAGAGGUCUUAGGUACGUAUAGCCUGUGUAUAGAGGCCCCCCCUCCCCUCCCUCAGGAAAAAUCGGGAGAGGAGACGUCGUUUCCUCUCCCGAUGUUUCCUGAGGGAGGUGGGACGUCUGUACACAGGCUAAGGUACGUACAGAAUAUCACCACAACUAAGAAUGACAUGUGCGUUCUGUUAUUGUUGGGUAAGGUAGUUUAGUGGGACAUUUGAUCUUAUAAGUCUCACAAGCGGGAUUAUACCCGUGAACUCCCGGUUAGGAACUGGCGCCUUUUCGCCAUUGGCUAGCUUUGGACUAAUCAAUUAAAUGAUAUAUUCGGAUCUCACAUUUAACAUUUCAUUUCGCAUUUCUCUUUCCAUUCCAAAUUUCUUGUUUCAUUUCACAUUUCAUUUCACGUUUUAUCCUACUGGGCCCAGUUGUUCGAAGGCCGAUUAGCGCUUAACCCAAGGUUAAAUUUAACCCGGGUUACCUUUUCUUGUGUUCAAAAGCAUUUUCUCAGUCGAUAAUUUUGUCUCUUAUUUUUAGACCUUCCAAUCAUCAACUUGUAGACAAAAAGAAUUAAAACUGAAAUGCUUUUGAAGCUUUCAAAUCUCAAUUCAUAUCUCGCACUAACCCUGGGUUAUCUUAACCCAGCUUUGAACAACUCGGCCCUGGUGUACAUUAAUAUUAAAAUAGAGGGAAAAAAUUGCAGCUCUGGAUGUCCUCUUGUUGUAGUAAGGAAAAAUACAGCUCUUUUACUAAUUAGUAAAAUCCAUCUAGUGGUCUGUUAUCAAUGCUGCGUUCUGAUUGGUUGAGCUAUUACUAGGCUAUAUGUUAUAGUCCACUAGUAGCGAAAAGCGGUGACUUUGAAAACCAAAACAAUGGCGGCUGAAUCGCGUUUUGCUAGCUAAAGUUGUUUUGUCUCGAUAUUUUUGACCAACUAGUUGGAUUUUACUAAAACAAUUAUUCCUCUCUCCCUCAUGGCCUCUGAGUCAAUAGCCCAUUCGGCCUUCUGUUUCAUUUCAGAUGGAUCAUUCACGGGAAGACGUCCUCUCGUUCACGUGACAAACGAUCCCGGAAAUUGCAGCCCACCAUCAAUUGAAGAAUUUCCUAGUGAUUUGUUCAACCAGCGUGAAAGGCGACUUGGUGCAGUCGUUAUUCAUUUUCUGGUUGUAUGUUACACAUCCUGGGCCAUAGCUAUUGUCUGCGAUGAUUAUUUCGUUCCUUGCUUGGAGAUUAUUUCUGAUAAGAUGAAACUUCAAUCUGAUGUGGCCGGUGCUACUUUCAUGGCUUUUGGUCAUUCAGCUCCCGAACUAUUCGCCUCAAUCAUUGGUGAGUUGUAAGAUUACGCUUUUGAUGCACGAUAUUUACUAUUAGGGAUUCACAAAUGCCAAGUGCAUAAACAGGCCUAAACUCGUUCCCGGGGUUUUCUCGGCGUCCAACAUUGCGGCCUGUUUUCCACCACCCACUCGGUAGAUAAAGCGCUGGGAACGAGAUUGCUGUAGAAACUAGGAGAUAUAGUCCGAGCUAGAAGUGCAAAAAGCCAAAAGGCAGCUAAGGAAGUAUUUAGGCAGAUAUGGACCGCCGAGUAGACAAGCAUGCAACUACGGAUUAUUCACAAAUUUCCAAAUAAGCUCAAAUAUUAUGCACAUUCGUUGUAGAGAACCCAGGAAACUCGCGCAGUUUUGAUAACGAAUGGAAGUUUUUGCAAGUGUGACUCUACACCUUAGUAAAGAUUUAAUGACAAAUUCCUGCUUUCUAAUGAUAGGUGUCUUCAUCACAGAAGGGGACAUUGGGAUCGGCAACAUCUUAGGCUCAGCGGUAUUCAACGUGCUGUUCGUUAUUGGAUUAUGUGGCGUAGGGGCUGGAACGGUAAGAACAUGACCAGGAGAGGAAAACCACGUGAUUUACAGCGUUUUCACGGAUGGAACUAUUUCAAGACUGGCUCCGGUUCCAUUGAUUAACUAUUGACCCCUAAGGAACUAAUCAAUUAUGCAAGCCUUCUGAUUGGCUGGGAAGGAUCUUGCGUCAGUCUAAAAACGUGCUCAGUCCGUGAAUUCGUGUAGAAUUUGAAUCUUCUGCUCUUGUAAAUAUUUUCUUUGCAAGAUUUUAUUCACAAAUAACCGUAAACACUGCCCGCCUCGACCAGCUUUUGCUAACUGCGGGCAUAUCCAAGAAAUGCUUCUUAUUUUCUAAUUUUCUAUUAAGAUAGAAAUUAAAAAUAAAAAAUAAAAUAAAUUCAAAUUCGCUGUAACAUAAAUCUUUGGAGGCAGUACCCUCCGGCUCACGGACUCCUGACAUGACCUUAUCCGUCAUCAGACCUCUUUAACUUUUUUUCCCCAAACUAGACCACGUGAGGGUGUUUAUGUCAUGCACGUGUGUAUGCUUGCACGCUUUUUUGAAAUAUCACGCGUUCUGAAUGGAGAAAACAAAACGAACAAGCUGCAGCUGUGUAUUUUUAGAUUGGGUUUCUAGGCAGGGUAGAGUGAACACUACAGACAGGAUUGCAAUGUUAAAAUGUAUAUCACUGCUUACUGGUUUACCAACAAAGAAAUUGCUGAUUUAAUGAGCCCAUUCUUAGAAGUGUCCAGGAGCCAAGAGCAGACGAAGCAAAAGGCUAGUUUGUUCUUGAUGUUCUUAUUUUAGAAGGGAAGGGGGUGGGGCUAUUAUGACGUCACAUAAAAGCGUUAACAACGCUGCAUGUGCAUCACGUUUUGUCACCUUCGUCCUUCAAACAAAACGGUUUGGUUCAACCCGAGAUGUUCCAAAAAGAAAAGGCGUACUAGACUUUUAGGUGACAUAUGCUUUCAAGAGCGCAUGUUCCGAACGAAAAAUAAAUGAUCAUAAUGUAGAGAUUUGAAGGAGCAACUUCAAGUAAGCAAUUUCGUCGUUAACUUUCUUCGUCUAACUUGUGUGAUGUGUCCAUGAUAGGUUUUGUAUUUAGCAUGGUGGCCUCUCGUCAGAGACAAUAUGUUCUAUCUCUUCAGUCUUGUCAUUCUCAUCUUGGUGCUUAUAGAUAGCAUUGUAACCUGGUGAGUGUUUUAACUUCAUGUAACAUUUAUUUUUAGUCCCUUUGGCUACUAAGGGUUGGCGCAGUGGUGAGGGCAGUCGCUUUCCAUCAACGUUGCCUGGGUUCUAUUCUGCCCUCGACACUUGUGUGAGAUAAGUUUGUUGGUUCUCUACUCCGCUCGGAAAGCUUUGUUUUUCUCUCUUCCGAUACUCCUGUUUUUCACUCUCAAGUAAGAACCAGCAUUUGAUUUGAAUCGAUUUGUAGUCUCUUCAGUUAACCACUUGACUGGCCCGCACAGCCAAGACUUAGAUAAAGAUGGGAGACAAGUGUCAAGGAAGCUAUAUUGUUGAACCUCAACCUCUUCGGGGUUUUCCCCAGAGAGGCGGAAAAGCUCUGGGAACGAGGUUGUUGGUGUUUUUUUUCUCGGGGAAUGUCUCAUGACAAAUUUGACAAAAGCCCUAUGCUAGAAAAAUAUUGUCCAAGGAUUUGAUAUGAUGUAAUAUGUACCAGAAACUUUGCUAAUUUCUUGUAUUUCGGAGCAGGGAAAUCAUCUCGGUCAAAAAUUCGAGCAUAUUUUUUUUUAAAAAUCAUCAAUGAACAAAAUGAAAUUUAGCUAAGCUUUUUUUGGUGAUUUCUAUUUAUUUCGCAGGCCAGAGGCAUUGGCCAUGUCGUGUUCCUAUUUGAUAUAUUUAAUCAUCAUGUACUUCAAUCCCCGAAUUGAGGCCUGGCUUUAUAAAAUAACCAAUACGAACAGUCCUGAGUUUAAAUCCGAUCUACACGCUUUAAACGGCAUCAAAGCAAACAACAAUGGAUACCAAAAGAUUGCUGAUGAAGAACAGAGCCACAGCGGAGGAAAAGAGAAGAAACCACUUAACACUAAUGAACAGAAGACACCUGAAGAGAAAGGAGAUGGAAAAAAGGAAGAGAAAAAAGAAGAAGAAAGGAACGAGGACGGUGGGCAGAAACAACCACUAACGGGUAAAGUUUAUAAUGUUAUUGGGAAUCGGAAACGACCAGGAACCGUGUACUUCAAAAACAGGAACAGAAUAGAGGGUCUCUUCUUGGGGAUAGCUUUGACGGUGGAUUUUUUGUGCUUUUGAUAGUUCGAUUUUCGUGAUAAGCGGCUCAAAUAGUGAGAUCAUAAAGAUCUCGUGUUUCAGGAGUUUUUCCUCCGAAAUGCUUGCAAUAAUAUGCAUGCAGACCUCAAUUGGCGUCACAAAGUGUCCCCUUACACUUUGAGUCCAUUUCAACAUCACUUAUAGCAAGAAAUACUGACAAUAACCAUCAUAAAGUGUCUUCCUAACUAAAAUAAAAAACAGCUAUCCCACUCCUUACUUAAAACAACCUUAAAUCAAACAUUUAUUUAUUUAUUGCAGAUUCACUCCACUACAUUACAAGCAAAUAAUGAAAUGAAAUAAGCUAACACUACUAUAAGAAAAAAAAAAAAGUUGUGGAGAAGGAGACAACCAAAAGCGUCAAUGCGCUAUACUAGGGAUGCCCCUACUAAUUAAAAUAUAAGAAAAAUAUAUGCAAAUAGAAAUAUAAAUGUUCUUGUUAUCCUUAAUAAAGCUUAAAACAUUUUUUUUCUAAGUUGCAAUACUGUUUGAUUCUCUAAUAUGAUUGGGUAAACCAUUCCAUUCAUUUACAAUACGGUUAAAAAAACUAUAUUUAAAACCAUCAGUUCUACUAAAAUUUGGAACAAGGUCCUGUGUGUAAUUUUUCCUCAAGUUGUAACCUGUAUUUCUGUCCUUACAAAAUAUGAUCUUAUUUGAAAUGUCAAUAUCAAUGUCCAUUAAUUACAUUACAAAAAUGUAACAUCUCUAGUGAACCUGCAAUUAGAUAAUGACAACAAUUUUAGCUUAGAUAGUCUAGUAUCAUAAUCACCAUCAGACCUAGUGAUCCAUCUGGUAGCUCAUCGCUGAACAGCCUCCAAUUUAUCAAUGUUACGUUUAGUAUGAGGGUUCCAAGUUUCGCAUGAAUAUUCUAAUAAAGGUCUCACAAGACUACAAUAAAGUGUGUUCAUGGUGUCAAUAUCCUUUAAGUCCCUACAAGUCCUCUUAACCAACCCUAAAACCCUAUUAGCCUUAGCAGUUAUUUUAUCUACGUGUUGUGUCCAUGAAAGAUUACUAGCAGUAAAUAAUCCAAAAUCUUUAUACACAUUAACACUUUCCAAAGGUUGACCUUCAAUAUUAUACUUCCCAACUAAGGGUAACUUUUUCCUGGUUAUUCGCAUGAUCUUAUAUUUCUUGGUAUUAAUUCUCAUCUUAUUCAUCUUACACCAAUCUGAAAUUUUAUCUAUGUCACUUUGAAAAGUAGACAGAUCUCCUUGAGCACUAAUAACCCUAUAGAUUUUACUGUCAUCAGCAUACAAAGCAAUUGAACUGUCCUUACUAAUUACCCCCGGUAAAUCGUUGAUGUAGGCUGUGAAGAAUAAUGGUCCCAACAAAGAACCUUGUGGGACACCAGAGGUUACGGUUAACCAGUCACUACAACACGCUGUUGACGUUCUGUUAAAUAAUCUCUACACCAGUUUAGCAAGUCUCCAUGGACACCAUAUUUGUAAAGUUUGGUUAAUAGAUAAACGUAAUUGUUAUGAGGUGGUUUGCGCGUGGACUUAGUAGGACACUUUGUGGCGUCAACACCGAGUGUACAUCCAUUUAUUUGAAAAAAGUCGAUGACCACAACACGGGGCUGAUGUGACGUGUGUCUACCUUGUUUUCAGUCUUUUUUCGAUCUUUUUUAUUUACUUGGGUUUCUUCCUAAAGUGUAGUCUUCGUUCGUUCUGAUUCCCCCGGAUUUGUUUUGUAGUUUUUCCAAUAAGAGGAGUAUGUGCGUUUGGAGAAACUUAAAUUCAACGCCUUUUGUUUUUACAGGAGACGGUUUAAAACACCGACCCGUCCCAGAUCUCACGCUAGGGACGCCAUUUAAUCCUCCGGAGGGGCUGGUGGCUAGAUUUUGCUGGUUCCUUGGCCUUCCAAUCAACAUAGCGUAUUUUUUCACCAUCCCAGAUGUGAAGAAGGAAUCUUGCCAGAAGUGGGUGGCCGUUUCUUUUAUAGUUUGUUUUGCUUGGAUUUCAGUCUGGUCUUAUACCCUCGUUUGGAUGGUUACUAUUAUUGGAUAUACAUUUGACGUCCCGGAUUCAGUCAUGGGUCUUACACUCGUCGCUUUUGGAAGCAGUGUACCGGAUUGUUCGUCAAGUCUGUUCAUCGCACGAAAAGGUAAGCUAUGCUAUCAUUCCAGUUGCAAUUGAAAAAUAACAUAAAACAUACUGUACUACAAUGGCAACAACACUUUCGCAUAAAUGUCACGUAGAUCGCAGAACUCAUCUCGAGAGAUUUUAUUUACGUCCUACACGACCAUAUCAGUAGAAGAUAAAAACCUUCAACCAGAACGCAAGACAUGUGCAGUGUAGACGUUUGUUGGAGUACGUGCCUUUUCUUAAGUUUGUUUCGCCACCAUACAGGCAGAGGCUGAAGAGAAAGAGAAAUAUUUACCAAGGGAGCUGGCGAAAGGCGAUGGGAGUGGGUGAGAGUAUUUUCUCUCGCUUUGCCCAAUAUCCGCUAUCCUCAAAUACAUCAGGACAACGCGUUAAACAAUAAAAAAAUUGUACGAUAUCUGGCGUCGCUUGAAAAUAUUUUGUUUCAUAAUGUUUUCAAACUGCACGCAAAAGAAGCAUCCACAUUCAUUUACCCAUUACCCCCCCCCCUCUCUGGGUUUUUAUAUAUCUCUAAUUGCAGCUAUUGAAUCUGGGAGAAACCUGAUUGGGAAAUGAUACGAAUUUAGUCGAAAUUCCCAAUGAUCAGAGCUGACUUUGUAACAGAGGUUCGUCAGUUAAUUGCGAACCACGUGGGGGAUUGCAAGGGGGAGGGACAUAAAUGUCCUCUUUUACCUUUUACCUCCAUUCCGAAAGUUCCGAAAGUUACCCCAGUCCAAAAGUUCUGAUUUUCUUUUUUGUUCUCUCUCAGGUGACGGCGACAUGGCCGUGUCAAACAACGUGGGAAGUAACACAUUUGAUGUUCUUCUGUGUCUGGGUGUCCCAUGGCUUAUUAAGGCAGCUGCGUGGAAUGCACCUAUUGAGGUCAGCAGUCGUGGACUAUUUGUGUCGUGUUUUUUCAUCGUGGUAUCUGUGGCUAUUGCCUUUUUUGUCCUUUAUUUGAACAACUGGGUCUUGAACCAAAAAGUUGGGUGUAUCUUUCUAGUUAUCUAUUUCAUUUUUCUGGGGACAUCAGUGUCCAUGGAAAUGUACGUAUUCGGCAGGUUUCGACUGCCAAUGUGCAGCAUCGAAGUUUGA